AGAGAGAAAAGAGCGAGAGAGGGGAGAGAGAGAGGCGAGAGCAGGUAUUUGUUUGAAUAUGUAUUAUUAAGUGUUUGUGAGUAUUGUGAGUAUUACUAUAAGUGCAAGCUGUGUGUGUGUGAGUGAUUGUUUGUGUGUGAGAGUGUGUGUACGAGUUGUGUGUGAGUGAUGGAGGUUUCCAUGGCGACCCUGUUGGUGUCUCUCUGGAUGAAGACGUUGUUGAACUCGGUGGUGUUGUUGGUGCAGAAAGGUCAUGUGGGGCGGAGCUUUUGGGGCGUGUUCUGCGUGUCGGUGGCGUUGGGCGACGCCCUCCUGCACCUGGGCUUUACCUGCAUGUACCUGGUGAGAGACGUUCAGGUGUUCGGGCUGCACCUCACUAAGUACCACAUGUGUGUCAUGGUGCAGGCGGCGUGUUCCGUUCAGGGACUUUUGCACUGGCCCGUCUUCAUCCUCUCUGGACUGGACGUCCUGUGGAGUUCACGCUGUCCCCGUCCUCGUCCCGCGCUGAUGCCGGUCCAUACCGCCGUCGUCUUCCUGCUGUGGACUCUGUCCGUGUGGUUUGUCUUCACCAUCCCUGAUUCCCACCCGCUGACCAGAGACGAGGACGAUCACCUCGCCCUGCAGCACUGUCACGUGAUGGGCGGGGCUCAGAGUCGCCAGGUGGCCUGGGCGUCGCUCUUCUUACUGGUGGGCACGGCCUGUUACAUACGUUCUGGUAGGAGUCCGAACGCCGAUCAACUGAGGGAGCGCUUGUGUCACUUCCAGUCCACCUGGAGCUCCUUCCUGCUCCUGCUGCUCUUCGUCUUGGUGUCCGGGACAGAAGUUCCUCCUUACCUGGACAUGAACGUCGUGUGGCUGUGUUUCAUUCACAGUCUGCACACUGCAGCAGCCCUGAGGAGCUGCAGCUGUGUCUUCUGCACUCAACUGCACGACCACACGGGGAGGAUCUGCACAUGUCUCACACACACGUCACACACACACGUCUGCUUCCUGACAGACAAAUCCAGUAUCAACGCCGAGACACUUUCAGCACAGAUGCUUCAGACACACACACUUGCCUGAUGGAGUUAGGGUUCGUUUUCACUGCCUUUUGGAUGUACCUGAUCUUCUCCAUGCUGGACCUUCUUCAGCUGUGUGUAAAACACUUCUGCGGCACGGAACAUGACCACGUCAGACUGCCAGACAAUGGAGCAUGUAAAUUAAUGAUAUCUGAUUUAAUAUUUAUGCCAUGUACAGCAUGUAAUUUAACUUUCACAGUACGGUACAUGCUAGCUUUAUUUACUGAGCUUCUCUCUCACACACACACACACACACACACACACACACACACACACACACACACUCACAGUGUAACUGCUCCUGUACAUAUAGAAGGGUUUCGAAUUGUAUUUAAUGCCUACAAGUGAAAUCCUGUCUGAAAGCUAGCUCUCAAAUUUACAAUCCUCCGUCCACUAGAUGGCCAUCUCGGACGCCAUGUUGCUCUCCAACACCUGGAGGAUCUGUGAGGUGAUUUUGUAUUUUUAUCGUGAGCUUUAAACUAAGAAUCUUAAACUGUACAUUAGAAUGUAUGAUUCCUUUGAUCGCUUUGAAGACCAACAUUCGUCCAAACAUUUCACACAUCCCCUUCUCAAAUCUUAAACAUAUAAUAGUUUGGGUUUUUAUCUGACACUGGAGACUCCUUCCAUACACGUUCUAUAAAAAACUCACUGUGAAUGACCUGUUGCUAAAAAGCGCUACCGCGCGAGACCGAGAACUUGAAUAUAAGCUGUGAUUUUGCAGUGUUUCUAUGUGUGCGUGUAUACAGCGCCCCCGUGUGGACAAUACGGCGUUAACAACAUACUGACCACAAAGCUAUCGAUGAAAAAGAUAAAAGUAACACACACACACACACAUUGUAAAGAAUUUUAAUUAUAUUUAAGUUCGUCAUGUGUACAGGCUGUAUUUUCUCCAGAGGUGCACACACACACUACAUAUUUUAUAAGCUGUAAAUAUUUUUCAUCUUGUAUAAAAUGUCUCUUAUUAUAUAUUUCUGUGUUAACAUGAGGUAGGAGUGCAGCGUCUUUAAUUAUCAUGCAGCACUGAAAUCAACCCCCCAAAAAAAAAA
Molecule: messenger RNA, 2104 nt
Organism: Silurus meridionalis
Lineage: Eukaryota; Metazoa; Chordata; Actinopteri; Siluriformes; Siluridae
Gene: gpr160
Product: G protein-coupled receptor 160
Exons: 1
Coding region: 169-1062 (297 amino acids)
Cellular component (GO): plasma membrane; signaling receptor complex
Source: RefSeq, a predicted model, not a curated record